Lotus japonicus is the source of this 801-nucleotide messenger RNA. Its product is annotated as probable pectinesterase/pectinesterase inhibitor 32. The transcript has 2 exons. The coding region runs from base 1 to 801 and encodes 266 amino acids. Gene Ontology annotation, biological process: cell wall modification. The record is from RefSeq and is a predicted model, not a curated record. Gene Ontology annotation, molecular function: pectinesterase inhibitor activity; pectinesterase activity. Lineage: Eukaryota; Viridiplantae; Streptophyta; Magnoliopsida; Fabales; Fabaceae.
AUGUUGCACGCAUACUGCACGCAUGCAGGCACAAAUGACGUGCAUCCUGUUUCAGUUUCACAUCAGUCCAGCAGCAAGGGCCAGGGCGAACUUCCUCCGUGGGUUGAUCUUAGGGACUUGCAUUCAAUUAGGGGUCUUCCUAAUGUUGUUUUUGCUGCUGAUGGGAGUGGAGAAUUUAGUAGAAUCAUGGAUGCACUUGAGUUACAAUCAGAGCUUUCCGGUGAGAUUUUCGGUUACCAAGACAACCAAUAUUCCUAUUCGCAGCAGCAGUUCUACACAAAUUGCAAAAUCAGAGGCUCAAUGAAUUUCAUAUUUGGACACGCCUCUGCGGCUUUCCAAUACUGCAUUAUAUUGGUCAAGAAAGGAUUGUCAACACAAAACAACACUAUCACUUCCCAAGAUAGAACAAGCUCAAGCCUAGCAUCAGCAUUCUCCUUCCAGUUCUGCAACAUAUCAGCAGAUUUGGACCUUCUACCCUUCGUUGGCUCCAUAUCCACAUACCUUGGAAGACCAUGGAAGCAAUAUUCUAGAGUUGGUGGCAUGCAAUCCUACAUGAGUGAUGUGUUGAGUCUUGAAGGAUGGUUAGAGUGUAAUAGUUCAUUGUAUUUGGACACACUGUACUGCGUUGAGUAUAAUAACUAUGGAUCAGGAGCUAGGCUAGAUAGACGGGUUAAAUGGCAAGGCUUCCAUGUGAUCAAUGAUUUUAGGCCAGCUUGGAAAUUCACGGUAUUUGAACUCAUCAUGGAGGAACAAUGGUUACCUUCAACCAGAGUACCCUUCAUUCCUGGACUAAGGGACUAA